Messenger RNA from Peniophora sp. CBMAI 1063, 906 nucleotides. The record is from the annotation of a GenBank genome assembly. Lineage: Eukaryota; Fungi; Basidiomycota; Agaricomycetes; Russulales; Peniophoraceae.
AUGCUCGCACCGUACCGUCAUGCCGGCUAUUACAUUACAGCCCGCGGGCCCAUAUCCUCCUGUGGAGAAUGGAUUGGGGACCAGGACCAUCACCAAUACCAAGGAGAAGCUGUACCCGCGUCUACCAAUACCUGGCCGGCCUCAGACACUCUCGUUCUCAACGCUCAGAACUACGCUUCUGCACGGAGCACUCGCAGCCAAGUCGAGUCCUCGUACACCCCCCACUUCCUCAAUCGCAAGGUUGCCGUCUUUAGUUCUGAACUUGUGUUGUCGAAUAACCGAGAGCUGGCGCCAGCAUAUCAUGAACAAGACUAUGAUCCAAUGUCCGCCUACAGGUUGGUAGUCGGCCCGACGUCGCAGAAUAUUGGGCCAGUCGCGACUUCAUUGCCACCGGCGCCCGAAUGCAGCGAACAGUAUGUUCAGCCCAUCAUCCACGCAUCAGAAUCCGCCACGCGCGCUCGGCCGUAUCCGUCGCUGCCUUCUCCAUCGGCGCUGGUGCCAUCGCGGUCUCGGGUUCAAGACCGCGGACACUUCCUAGACUGGAGGUCGGGACCAGACUCCGCACUGGGCUCGCAGACAUUGAGCAACGCCACUUCGCCGGGUUUCAACGCGUUAUAUCCGAUACCCACUACGGUCGCUCUUGCCUGUACCCCGGAAGAUACUCAAGGCUACAAAGGGCUCUCAUAUAGCUUCAAGCUACCAGAGUCCGCUACCGGUGCGGUGUUUCCGAGCGACCGCCUCGCGCUCAGUACCGAUGUGGGCGUCGAACGAGGCUAUGCGCACGAUGGCCGACGCAGGCGCAAGGUGGACAAGAUGCACUCGUGCGAAGUGUGCGGAAAAGCGUUUCCGCGUCCAUCUGCUGUGAAGACCCAUAUGAACUCGCAUUCAGGUGCAAGGCGUGCGUAG